GCCAGGGAAAUUUUGAAACCAAGUGCCGUGCUUUUUGAUCCAAUGCAUAUUUUCUGGGCAUCAGGUGUGGCAGCUUGGGAGGUUGUCAACUUGAUGUCAGUACUUGCGACCAAGUGCAAUUUUACUUGUGAAGAUCUAGCCGGAAAAAUUCAGGGCACCCCUUGGUGUAGUAGUACGCGAAAAGGGCAGUCCUGGCGAAAGAAUUUGGCUGAUGCACAAAAGUUCUCUGGUGAUGCUUACCGUGGCUCAGCCAGUGAUUUGAGAAUGCUCAUUCCUUUGAUGCUUUAUCACAUCAUGGAGUCAAUCGACGACACUGAGCCUGUUCAGGCUGAGCUUCAAUCCUUUUAUGCCCUGGUUAAGCUUCUGGAGAUUUUGGCCAGCUUUCAAUGUGGGAUCUCGAAAGUCAAAUGCCAACAACUUCUGAAGCAAACCGAAACCUACUUGGAGCUUUACCUUUUGGCCUAUGAAAACUGCAAGCCAAAGCACCAUUACCAAUUGCACCUGUGUGACAUGAUCUGGCGUACUCAACUUUGUGUGGACUGCUUCCCACAAGAGGCAAAACACAGGACGUAUAAGUAUCAACUUCAAAACAGGCUGGAUGGGAUGCUACAUGAUCCAUUCCUGUUUUCAGAAGGCGUCUUGACGCGUCUUUUGAACAGCCACUGCCGCCUUUUCGACAAGCCGUGCUUGCCUGGUGACCUCACACCUCCAGUAUCUGAAAGUCAGAAGCUUGUAGAUGGUUCGAUGGUGUCUGUGCUAGAAGGCGCCGCUUUAGAUCUGGAAGCAGGCCGUGUCUACAAAGAUGAUUUUGUGAUAAGCCCGCGUGGCAGCGGUUUGGUACGAGCUUGUUUGAGAUUUCGCGAUCGCGCUUGGGUGCACAUCGACCUCUACGAUAGAGUUGAGAGCUGGGCUUGCAACAACGUGACCUUGUGGCGCCCAAAGGGCGACACGAAACUGGAUUCCGGAACGCCGAAGAGCUGCGAGGACCGCGACAAACGGAUCCACCCUCCUUUCAUCGCGGACCCGCAGUGCCCGAACGCUCCAUGGCGGCGCGCUCUGGUCAAGCAGUACCCCAUUUCGUGCAAGUCCUCAGCGUACGCCCGACGCUGGUUCUUCCGGUCCUUGGACUUGCUUCCUUUGCGUUUUCCUUUUCCACCCAUCCUUCCCAGCUCCGCGCCGCGGCCCUGA
Molecule: messenger RNA, 1188 nt
Organism: Durusdinium trenchii
Lineage: Eukaryota; Dinophyceae; Suessiales; Symbiodiniaceae
Source: the annotation of a GenBank genome assembly